Orbicella faveolata is the source of this 4918-nucleotide messenger RNA. RefSeq names its product ATP-binding cassette sub-family C member 4-like. Gene Ontology annotation, biological process: transmembrane transport. Lineage: Eukaryota; Metazoa; Cnidaria; Anthozoa; Scleractinia; Merulinidae. Gene Ontology annotation, molecular function: ATP binding; ATP hydrolysis activity; ABC-type transporter activity. Gene Ontology annotation, cellular component: membrane. The record is from RefSeq and is a predicted model, not a curated record.
GCGCCAUGCGUCCUGACAAAAUAUGACAAACCUCUAUGUUGUCUACAUGAUUUCGAAACCAAGCUUUUAAAACUGCAGUUUGUUUAGUCUUACAUCGAGAGCAGAAAAUAGAAAACUAAUUUAGCCUGUUCAUUCAGUAAGAUGGGAUAGAUAGGUAUUCCAACGGAACGAGGCGGUAACCAUUCAUUCCAUGUUUUCCGGCUGAUUCCAAAAUAGCCUGAACAGUAUGUAGCCGAUACACUCUAGCUAAUGUCUGCGGUCUGGAAGACUGCUGAGAGAGUUUUACUAGACCAUAAACGCAUUCCAGAAGAUGAAAAUAUGCCGACACUUGACGAACUGGUUUUGUAGAGGUUGAGUUUAGCCACAUUUCAAGUGGAAUUGGACUUGAAGAUCUUUAAUAGAGAGGCAAAAAGGACAUGCAAAGGAAACGGAUUGUAUUGGUUUGUCUGCCCUCUAGGCCUCGCUCUCUAGUCUAUUAUCUCAGCACAGUAUUCUCUCAUUAUCUUUGCGAUGCAGUUUCUCGAAAUCCAAACAAUAUCGUCAUCUCGUAAGUGUGAGGCGAAAGCGCCGACAAACGUUUAGGAACUGCUUGAAGAUAAUGUUUUUGAUGGGGAAGAAAGUGACCGGAGAUUAAUUAACGGGAUUUUCUUGACUGAGAUAAUGAGUAAUAAAUGGACAGCAAAAUAAGCUCAAGUCCAACUAACACUGACCCAGCUUAGUCUCGUGUGAAGAUAACGUAUAGCUAUUUGGUAGAGUUCUAAUUUUCUUUGUUCUAGUUUUAUUUGUACAGUUAACUGUCUUGUGCCUGAAUAUGUGGCACGACUAAUAAUUAUAGCUAUUAUUUCCAAAGAUCUUAUCAAUUUUACAUGAACGGUUUUCUGUAGAUCCUGCUCCUUGGUCAACACACACUCAAUGAGUUUACAAAGGGUCACGUGAUUGAUCUAGUAUCCAAUGAUGUUCAAAGAAUGGAACAAGCUGCCAGGCAGUUCUUUCGCCUCCUUGUCGCUAUCUUUGAUGUCUGUGUAGCUGUUCCGUUGUUAUGGUACUUCAUUGGUUGGCAGGCGCUGAUGGGAAUCAUCUUUUUGUUUCUUCUCGUUCCAUUUGGUGGCUUUCUGUCGUACCUGUCUGGAAAGCUUCGACUGAAGACCGCUGUCAUAUCUGACCGACGAAUAAAUCUCAUGACCGAGAUAGUGGCUGGAAUACGUGAAGUAAAGACGCAUGCGUGGGAGUGGGUUUUUAAAGAUAAGAUCAAGGAGACUAGAAGCGAUGAGAUGAGAAUAAUUCGUCGUAAGAGCAUUCUUUUGUCAUGUGCAAUAUCUCUGAUGUAUUCUUCAGGACUUGUUGCCACUUUUAUUUCUAUUUUGACGCUUGCCUUCAGUGGUUAUCAUUUAACGCCGUUCGUAGUUUUUACACUGCUGUCAAUUAUCAAUGUCCUCCGAAACAGUGCGCUGAGAUCUAUAGGAGAAGGGUCACAGUUUGUAUACGAGGCAUACGUCUCAUUUAAUAGAAUACAGGAAUUUCUGUUGUUGCCAAACCUUCAUGGUAUGACUGAUGCGAAACUCUUUACCAAUGUUGAUGACAAGUCAGUGGUUAAGAAGAAAGGAUUUGAAAUUGGCAAGGUAAAUAUCAAGUGUCACUUCACGUAUCUACACGAGUCCUUGAAGAAAACCGCCAUCAUAACCAAGUUUAUAGAUAUUCCAGAUAACAAAAAUCAACAUCCCUCUGUUGGAAUAACGAAUCUGGUUCCAAGCCAAACGGACAAACUGCGAAUUGUAGAGAAAGGGCAAUUGCAGGAAAAAAGAAAAAGUAGUAUCAAGUUAACCAAUGUGACUUGCAAAGUGAAUACUGAAAACACAUUCAGCUUUGAAGCAAGAGAUGAUAGUUUUGUUAUCAUAACUGGUGCAGUGGGAAGUGGAAAAUCAACGUUGCUGUCCGUAAUUGCUGGUGAGAUACCAGUUACUAAAGGGAAUAUUCAAUGCUGUGGUACCAUCGCCUACGUGCCACAGAUGCCCUGGGUUUUCUCUGGAACACUGAGAGAGAACAUUCUUUUCGGUCGGCCAUUUGAUUUCGAUAAGUACAUCCAAACCAUCAGAGCUUGCUCUUUAGAAGAAGAUAUUGAAGGAUUUCCUGAUAAGGACCAGGUUAUUGUUGGAGAACGAGGUGACACGCUGAGCGGUGGUCAGCAGGUUCGCAUCAGUUUGGCACGCGCAGUGUAUGCCGAAUGUGACAUUUACCUGUUGGACAAUCCACUCGCCGCACUCGACAUGAACGUCAGCAAUCAUAUCUUUAAAGAUUGUGUGCUUGGCUUGUUGUCAAACAAAGUUCGUUUGAUGGUUUCUCACCAAGAGUCACACAUGAAACUUGCAGAUCAAGUGAUCGUCUUGCACAACGGUUCAAUAAUCGAUAAAGGGGCAUUAAUGGACCUAAAUGAAAGGGAAGCACUAAAAGAAAUACCAGAACCCCAAAACAGUGUAGCUCAGGAAACAAAUUUGUCCCAUGAACAAAUGCCAAGUACUAAAGUGCAUUGGUCUGAUAACAAGUCGAUCAAAAGUAUGGAGAUUGCGAACGAGGAUCGUAAGAUUGGAGCAGUGUCUUGCAAGCUGUACUGGGAUUACCUAAGUGCAGGAGUGCAUCCCAUAGCUUUAGCUGGCCUGCUUGUCAUCUUUCUUGUUUCUCAAGGAGUUAUGGUUUCACCCGAUCUGUGGCUGUCCAUUCUGACGACAAUCCCUCGUGAUGACCAAACGGACAAGACCAAUCUUGUUAUCUAUGCCAGUUGUGUCGCGGCGGCUGUUCUUCUAACAACAUUACGCGCCUAUGCGUUCUUCCUGGUAGUAGUGAAAUCUUCAGAAAACCUUCACAACGACAUGGUGACAGCCAUCCUGAAAGCACCGGUUCUGUUCUUUGAUUCAAAUCCAAUUGGAAGAAUCCUCAAUCGAUUUUCUAAAGACAUUGGCUGUAUGGAUGAAGUUUUGCCCAAAACGUUCCUCUUUGCUGUCCAAAUAGUGUUGUUCGUGUUAACUGCAGCACUUGUUCCCCUGGUUGCCAAUGCGUGGCUCGCGGCAGUUGUUGUUCCGAUUACAUUAUUGUAUGUUUACAUUGCAAGGUAUUUUAUGAGGACAUCAAGAGAACUUAAGAGACUAGAGUGUUUGUGCCGCAGCCCUGUUUUGACACAGAUUUCAGAAACCCUAGACGGAUUGGACACCAUUCGAUCCCGUGGAAGACAGCAGGAGUUUGCGGACCUCUUAUACGGUUACCAAGAUACUCAUAACCGUGCAUAUUACAUGGUAUUGGCUGGAACUCGAUGGCUGGGGAUAAGAUUAGAUCUCCUCUCUGCUCUCUUAAUCGGCGCUGUAGCUUUGCUCACUGCAUUGUAUUCCCACAACAAUGCUCUGGUUGGCCUCGCUUUCGUCUACGUCUUGGAAACUUCUCACUUCACCCAGGUGUCUGUUCAACAGUCCUCAGAAGUCGAGAAUUUAAUGACGUCAGUAGAGCGAGUGAUGGCGAUUACUAAACUUGAAGCUGAACCGGGAUACCAGACAACAACACAACGACCGGAACAUUGGCCAACGAACGGAGAAAUAAACUUUACCGGAGUGUCGCUGAGAUAUUAUCCACAAGGACCAAGAGUACUGGAGGAUCUGAAUUUAAAUAUUGAUGGACAGUCCAAGAUUGGAAUUGUGGGUAGAACGGGAGCUGGAAAAUCCAGCAUCACAGCUGCUAUUCUGUGCAUGCCCGAGGUUGAAGGGCAAAUCAAAAUAGAUGGAGUAGAGCUAAACAAUUUCAACGUUCAAGAAUCUCGGAAAUGCAUCUCUGUCCUUAACCAAAGCCCUGUUGUGUUCAGUGGGUCCCUGAGAAAGAAUCUUGAUCCACUGGGAAAACACAGUGAUGUUGAAUUGUGGGAUGCACUAGAAACAGUCCAACUGAAGCCAUUGGUGGAAACCUUGCAAGGGAAGCUGGAUUGCAUAUUGAACUAUAGAGGAAUGAAUCUAAGUGCAGGCGAAAAACAGUUGAUUUGUCUCGCUCGUGUUCUCUUGCAGGAGAGUAAAAUAGUCAUCUUGGAUGAGCCGACUGCUCAUGUGGAUCCCAAAACUGAACAAAUUAUACACGAAACAAUCCGAGAAAAACUGAAAAACUCAACAGUGAUCACAAUCGCACAUCGACUCAAAACCAUUGAAGACUGUGAUAAGAUUAUAGAACUGAGAGAUGGACAGCUGAUAGUUAAUGAUGAAAUAAGAUGAAACGUUUCAACCGUUCAAGAUGUAUCCGAGAUUCGAUCCGAGGAACUCCAUACUGAUAAAAUUGCUCCAUUGCUAUACAGAAAACCGUGUGUUUUCUUUGGUUAUGCUACGUGCGCGAAAAUUUGAAACGUUCAAAACUAAGCCACAACCCGUCACAGACAUUAUAUGGAUCUCUUCACAUCAGUAUGGAGUUUUCGGUCCGGUAUCUUAGAAUUGUCUCAAGAGGGUGGAUUGAAUUAGCAACUGAAGUUUCAGCCCCUUAUAGAUUUUUGGUGCCUUCCGAAGCGCUCGAAAACAUAGUUUGCGCGCUUACUCAAUUACCGUUUUCUAUACACUUACUACGUGUCAAUCUGUCUGCAGUGAUGUGUUCUAUCACGGCGUUUCAUAAUAAAAUGUUUCUUGGCAAAUCUGGUUUUAGUAUUAUGCCUUAAUAUAUGGCAAACUGAAAACUAGUUCCCUGAGCGGUCCGAAUUUUGCAAUACGAACUGCUAAGAUGGAUCUUAUUGGUCACAAAUUAGUUUUGGCGAAUUGCAUUUUCAAAACGUCAAACUUUGUGCAGAAGAAAGCAGUUUUUUGUCAACUAGAAAUCGGUUUCCGUUAUAUUUGGUUCAGAAACUUGCAAAAAAGAACUAGACCAAUAUUCCCCAUAUACGUGAUUUCCCAAAUAUUUCCCAAAUAUU